Cucurbita maxima (winter squash) is the source of this 2585-nucleotide messenger RNA. Its product is annotated as uridine-cytidine kinase C-like. Gene Ontology annotation, cellular component: cytoplasm. Gene Ontology annotation, molecular function: ATP binding; kinase activity. The record is from RefSeq and is a predicted model, not a curated record. The coding region runs from base 559 to 2553 and encodes 664 amino acids. The transcript is spliced from 12 exons. Lineage: Eukaryota; Viridiplantae; Streptophyta; Magnoliopsida; Cucurbitales; Cucurbitaceae.
GAAAGUUGGGUAAUGUUUCCCUCUUCAAUCCUUCGAUUUUUUACCUGCAUUUGGCAAUUGCAUUGCCACGGCCUCUCGCACAUGGGGCUAAAGAAAAAGCCCCUUCCACACUCAAUGAGCGGGGAAAAGUCUGUUCGAAUCACUUACAGCAACGAAUUGAAUUCGUUUGCAACUUUUUCCACCUGGCCUCCUUUUGUUCAGCUGAUCGCGGUGAUAUUAUGCUUCUCAAUCUUAUCAUCGUACCCUCUUUUAUUGAUUUAAUCUAUUCGUUUCUUUUUAACCACCUAGUUCGUAUUGUUGCUCAUGCUCCUUGAGACCCAUUAGUUCAAGGAAUCGGACCACACUUCCUCUCAUUCAGACGUCCCGCCAUUCAUGUUCAUGAAAAAGGAAAACCCAUUUACGAAAAGAAAAAGACCCCACUUGAGAAAACCCAAUAAUUAGUGCUCAGCCAUUCGUUCGAUCUUCAGAAACCAGGCAGCAGCAUCAGAAAUUCAAGAGCACCGACUAUUAUACUGAGAAUAGUUCUUUUUCUUUCUUCCAGAAGGAAAAAACAUCUAAAUGGCUCAAGAUACGUCUUCUAGCAUUGAAUCAUCUCGGAGACGUUCUGGACUAUUGCGAGAUCAAGUCCAGUUAGUUAAGAAGAAGGACUCGAAUAGAUAUGAGAUUCUUCCAAUUGAAGAUCCUCUUUCAUUUGAGAAAGGUUUCUUCAUUGUAAUCCGUGCGUGCCAAUUGUUGUCUCAGAAGAAUGAUGGGAUAAUUCUAGUUGGAGUGGCAGGGCCCUCUGGAGCUGGGAAGACUGUGUUUACUGAGAAGGUGCUUAACUUUAUACCCAGCAUCGCUGUUAUCACGAUGGAUAACUACAAUGAUUCCAGUCGUAUCAUUGAUGACAACUUUGAUGAUCCACGCUUAACAGAUUAUGAUACAUUGCUGGAAAAUAUUCAUGGUUUAAGAGAAGGAAAAUCUGUCCAGGUUCCUAUUUAUGAUUUCAAGACUAGCAGUCGCGCGGGUUAUAGGACUCUUGAAGUCCCCAUGUCACGAAUCGUCAUUAUUGAGGGUAUCUAUGCUUUAAGUGAGAAAUUACGUCCAUUGCUAGAUCUUCGUGUAUCAAUUACUGGCGGUGUUCAUUUUGACUUAGUCAAACGAGUACUGCGUGAUAUUCAGCGAGUUGGCCAAGAGCCAGAAGAAAUAAUACAUCAAGUUUCUGAAACGGUUUAUCCGAUGUAUAAAGCUUUUAUUGAGCCAGAUCUUCAGACUGCCCAUAUAAGAAUUAUCAACAAAUUCAAUCCCUUUACUGGUUUCCAAAAUCCUACUUACAUUCUUAAGUCAACGAAAGCAGUACCUGUGGAACAAAUUAAGGCUGUUGUAUCCGAAAAUCACAAGGAGUUUACUGAGGAAACUUAUGACAUUUAUCUUCUACCUCCUGGUGAAGAUCCUGAAGUGUGCCAAUCCUAUCUGAGGAUGAGGAAUAGGGAUGGAAAAUACAGUCUCAUGUUUGAGGAGUGGGUUACAGAUACUCCAUUCAUUAUAUCACCUAGAAUUACUUUUGAAGUUAGUGUACGCCUUCUUGGAGGGCUUAUGGCACUCGGAUACACAAUUGCAACCAUUCUUAAACGAAGCAGCCAUAUAUUCUCUGAUGAUAGGGUGUGUAUAAAGAUUGAUUGGUUGGAGCAACUUAACCGUAAAUAUAUUCAGGUGCAAGGAAAAGAUCGGAUGCUUGUUAAAUAUAUUGCUGAGGAGUUGGGGUUGGAUGGUUCCUAUAUCCCUCGAACUUAUAUAGAACAGAUACAGCUUGAGAAGCUUGUUGAUGAUGUUAUAGCCUUGCCAGAUGAUUUAAAGACCAAACUCAGCAUACAUGAUGAUUCACUUUCGAGUCCAAAGGAAGCACUUUCCCGAGCUUCUGCAGAUUGGAGAAACAAGUACCUUAACCGUGGCUUAUCACAAUCAUUAUCUAAUCGGAGGGACAAGACCUUGUCAAAGUUGACAAAGCUUGCUGUUAAUAGUAGGAGAUUUGAUGUGAGGGCUCCAGACUCCCCUGCAGGAGUCUCUAACCAGGGAGCUAUUACUCAGCUUUCAGAACAAAUUUCUACCCUCAGUGAGAGAAUGGAUGAGUUCACUACUCGCAUUGAAGAGCUGAACUCCAAGAUCUGUACUAGAAAAGUUUCUGCUAGCCAGCAGAACUUGGCUUCACAAUCUGAUGCAAACAACAACGGUACCGGAGCGACUUCGAUUUUCAUAUCUGGUUUAAGUAACGGCGCCUUAACCGGAUCAUUACUGUCUAGUUCUUCAUCAUUCUCCCAAUUGGCCAAGGAAUCUCCCUUGCUGGAAGAGAUACAAAACAUAGCACGGGGGCAGCGCCAAAUCAUCCUCCAAGUUGACAAUUUGAGCAAUCUUCUCCGAGAGCGCUCGAGCGAGAAGAUUCACCGGGGGAAAGCUGAUAAGGAUGGGAGGUGGAGGAUUGCUGAUUUUGAAUCCAUCAGCACCCCAGUUUUACUAACACUUGCAGUUGGUAGUUUAGGCUUACUUUUGUUCAAGAGCCUGAAUUCUCAGAAAUGAUUCAAUGUGAUCACCCCCAGUUGGUUUGAAAA